Messenger RNA from Sphaeroforma arctica JP610, 594 nucleotides. RefSeq lists its product as hypothetical. The transcript has 2 exons. The record is from RefSeq and is a predicted model, not a curated record. The coding region runs from base 1 to 594 and encodes 197 amino acids. Lineage: Eukaryota; Ichthyosporea; Ichthyophonida.
AUGAGUGACGGUCUGACCCGACUGACCGGUCUGACAGCUCUUCUGAAAUCUGAGCCCCUCUACAUACUACCGCCUUACUGUGGAGCUAGUAGUACUAUAGUAGGCGCUGCGAGAGCAAAUGAGAUUGUAAAUACGGAUGUAUUACAGAGUUACUCUAGUAUCACUGUAUUAGACCACAAUCCACAUACACACUUACACAGCACUCAGCACUCAGCACUCAGCACUCAGCACUCAGCACUCAGCACUCAGCACUCAGCACUCAGCGUCCCUCGGGACUGGUUCUGGAGGAGUGGGGUAGUGGAGGAUCAGGAAGAGUACAUGGAGGAUCAGGAAGAGUACAUGGAGGAUCAGGAAGAGUACAUGGAGGAUCAGGGAGAAGAAAAUAAAAAUCAUCCCUCUGUUGAGUGUUGUGGCCCGCCUCUGGGCCCUGGGGCCUGGGGUGGCUGGGGCCUGGCCCGCCUCGGCCCUGGGGCAGACUCUGGGGGUGAUCGAUGUUUACAGAGAGAGCGUAGGGUGUCGGGCCCGUCCUCCCCUCCAGAGUGUUCGCUCGAAACAUUUGGGCGUCUAUCACAUGAUUCCCAGAAGAAGGCCUAA